Messenger RNA from Hirsutella rhossiliensis, 819 nucleotides. RefSeq names its product f-actin capping protein alpha subunit domain-containing protein. Gene Ontology annotation, biological process: actin cytoskeleton organization; barbed-end actin filament capping. The record is from RefSeq and is a predicted model, not a curated record. Gene Ontology annotation, molecular function: actin filament binding. Lineage: Eukaryota; Fungi; Ascomycota; Sordariomycetes; Hypocreales; Ophiocordycipitaceae. Gene Ontology annotation, cellular component: actin cortical patch; F-actin capping protein complex. The transcript is spliced from 7 exons. The coding region runs from base 1 to 819 and encodes 272 amino acids.
AUGUCGCAGCUUGAUAUAGUCUCGUCCUUUGUCGAGGGGGCGCCGCCCGGCGAACUCGCAGACGUCGUCGCCGAUAUCAAGACGCUCACGCUAUCCUCUCCCGACAUCAUCUCCGAUCUUGCGCCGGCCUUUGAAAAGUACAAUGAGGAACAGCUCGUCACUGUGAAACUGCCCGGCAGCAGUCAACUUGUCCUCAUCAGCUCACACAACUCGCUGGGCGACGGGCGAUACUACGAUGUCGAGAGCUCGUCGAGCUUCGCCUUCGACCACAAGACACAGAAACCAAGCGCCGUACAAAGUCAUGUUCUCGAAGGGCCGCAAGCGGAUUUGGUAAAAUCGACACUCAAGAGUGUGGGGAGCUACGUCAAGGAACACUUUGCCAGCGCAGCCUGCGGUGCUUACCCCAUCGAGUCCGAGUCCAAGAUUGCCGUCGUCAUCGUUGCCAACAAAUACAGCCCCAACAACUUUUGGAACGGACGUUGGAGAUCGGUGUACGUCUUCGACCCGGCAUCGGGGAGCUUGGAGGGGUCCAUCAAGGUCGACGUCCACUACUACGAGGAUGGCAACGUGCGGCUGCUCACCAACAAGACGGUCGCCGCCUCGAUCCCUUCCGGUACCGGAGGCGGCAUAGCCAAGGAAAUCUCCGCGGUGGAGAAGAAGUACCAAGAAGAACUCAACAAGGGCUUCGUCAAUUUAAGCGAGGGCGCCUUCAAGGGCCUGCGGAGACAGCUGCCGGUGACGAGACAAAAGAUUGAAUGGGACAAGGUGACGAGCUACCGGCUGGGACAGGACAUUGGGGGUGGAGGGGCCAAGCGAUAG